GACGGAAGAGGAAGCGAGACACCCCACUCGCUGAUUUUGUCUGUUUUUUUCUGGUUCAAUUAAAUUAAGUAGACCAGACCAAGCUGAUAUUGCAUUGGUGUCUAUGGGAGACACACCCAGUUAAAAGUAAGCCGGAACUGACCUUUUUUCAAUGGUAAAAGGCCUGACUGAAUAAUCUUUAUUUAUCCACAAUCUUUGGUCUCGACUAUGUGGAAAGGUGGUUACUGGACUGUUUAACACUGUCCCGAUUGCUUACUGUUUGUUGGUAGUUACAGUCUUGUACAGUAGCGCUCUCUACAUCCACUACGCACAUUUGAGUGGAAGAAGUCUAGCCAGUUUGAUUAUUCUCCAGUCUUGUUUUGUAGGGGUGAAGUUGCUCUCUGCAUUGCAGCCUAGUGCUGCUGAUGGAAUUCAAACACACAAUGGCGACACCCAGCCCCAACAACUCAACAACAUCUACCAGCCACAACAGCAAUAACGCAGGAUCUACAGGCUCACAUCACCACCAAUCCCAGUCGCAACACAUAACAACAAUGAGCAGUAUGCAAGAAUCCAACACGUGCUGGAGAUGUCAGAGUGAAACAGGGUUUCAGAUAAACCUGUCUGGAGCUCCCCCAAGUAAACGCAAAGCACUGAAGUUAAAUUUUGCCAAUCCCCCGAUCAAACCAACGACCAGAUUCACUCUGAAUACAGCAGGACCCCCAUUCCAGAACCCCCACAUAGAGAGGCUGCGUACGCAUAGUAUCGAGUCAUCAGGGAAGUUGAAGACCGCCGGUGGCGAUUGUGACUUCACGGCUGAGGACCUCAAGGACCUGGGGGAGAUUGGGCGGGGCGCUUACGGCUCUGUCAACAAGAUGGUGCACAAGCCCAGCAACCAGAUAAUGGCUGUCAAGAGGAUUAGGUCAACGGUUGAUGAGAAGGAACAGAAGCAGCUGCUAAUGGACCUGGAUGUGGUCAUGAGGAGUAGUGACUGUCUCUACAUAGUUCAGUUUUACGGGGCUCUUUUCAGAGAGGGGGACUGUUGGAUAUGUAUGGAACUUAUGUCUACCUCCUUCGACAAAUUCUACAAAUAUGUAUAUUGUGCUUUAGAUGAUGUGAUUCCAGAGGAAAUAUUAGGCAAAAUAACAUUAGCUACUGUGAAAGCACUUAACCACUUAAAAGAAUACUUGAAAAUAAUUCACAGAGACAUCAAGCCAUCCAACAUCCUCCUGGACAGGAAUGGCAACAUUAAGCUUUGUGAUUUUGGCAUCAGUGGGCAGCUGGUGGACUCCAUUGCCAAAACCAGAGAUGCAGGGUGCAGACCGUACAUGGCACCUGAGAGAAUAGACCCAAGUGCCUCCAGACAAGGCUAUGACGUCCGGUCAGACGUAUGGAGUUUGGGGAUAACACUGUACGAGCUGGCGACUGGGCGGUUUCCCUACCCAAAGUGGAACAGUGUGUUUGACCAGUUGACACAGGUGGUGAAGGGAGAACCUCCACAGCUUACCAACUCAGAAGACAGGCAGUUCUCCCCCAAAUUCAUCAACUUUGUCAAUCUGUGCCUAACAAAGGAUGAGUCAAAAAGGCCAAAGUACAAAGAGCUUCUGAAACAUGCUUUCAUUCUGAUGUAUGAGGAGCGCUCAGUGGAUGUUGCCAGUUACGUCUGCAGAAUCCUGGAUCAGAUGCCUACUUCUCCCAGCUCCCCCAUGUACGUCGACUAGAACAAGUAAUAACGGAAGCCUGGAACAACAACCAAUGACCUAAAGAGUUGCUUCAUCCCAUACUGCAGUGUUAAACUAAGACAGGAAAUGUACAAAUUAAAACACCACGUGUACUAAGACUGGUGAUCAGUCACAUCUGUAUGCUAUCAACAUUCUCACACUUUUCUCUAUCCUACACACACACUUACAUGUAAGUACAACUAGUAACUGAAUGAAUAUACCAUGGUCUUGGUUCACCUCGAUGUGAGACCUCAUCUCUAAUGUGGAUACAGUACAGUGAUUUAAAAUCUGGAAAUGUAUUUAUAGUGUUUAAUCACUUGUGGAAUAUAUGAUUUGGAGAUACUGGAAUCAUGCUCUUUGACUCUUCCCACCUCUUCCAUGUAUGUUACUUUAAGAAUUGUGGUUGGUAUCUUAAAUGAAACCUUGCUUCUUAUGGUGUAAAGCAAUUUAAAACAUAACCGCAUUGAUGGACAGGAUCAUGUGGCCUCCAUCCAAUGUUGUGAGGGUGCUGCCGUCACUGUGCAAUGGACUUUGUGCUGAUAUAUAAAUAAAGAGAGAAAUAAUUGUGCUUUGAGAGACAUUUAGUUACUCUGCAGCUAUUUGAGCUCAGGUUAAUCCUUCGAUGUAAGCAGGCAAGCAACCACACAAACACACUCACUGGCUUCCUCAGCCAUGGCAUAUGCAACACUCACUGGCUUCCUCAGCCAUGGCAUAUGCAACACUCACUGGCUUCCUCAGCCAUGGCAUAUGCAACACUCACUGGCUUCCUCAGCCAUGGCAUAUGCAACACUCACUGGCUUCCUCAGCCAUGGCAUAUGCAACACUCACUGGCUUCCUCAGCCAUGGCAUAUGCAACACUCUCUUUAAAAGCCAAGCUGUAUGUAUGUAUGGUGCUGUUGAUCUGUAAUUAUUCAUAAUGCCAUCUUGUAUCCCUGUAUAUAGCCACACAUUUAUCUGUAAUGAAAUUGCCUAGUGUUCUGGAUGUUGCAACCAUUCUCAUGGACCUGACCGGCCCCUAAUUAUUUCAGCUGAUUGUUUCUUAAAUGCAUGGUACCUGAACUGUUUUCAGACUGUGAUUGACUCCUAUCAUAUUCACAAUGUACACAGAAUCUAGAGGUUUAGUAAACACAGUGUAGUUCACAUCUUUUUAGAUUACCAGAUAUAAUUGAAACUUAGUUGACUGCUGGUAAAAUACUGGUACAGUAGUAAACUAUUAAAGUGGCUGGAUAUCAUUGCAUACAACAUGCAUUUAAAUGUUUGCAGUUUUACUGUAGAACAUUCAAAAUAGAAUAUCUUGCUGGGCAGAAUGUGUAAAAUAUUUAAUGACCUGAGAAUAUUAAAAUGAGCGUAUGAAAUAUAAGGAUGAUGUAUCAAUUUAUUUGAUCUUUCAUCUGACUGAAAAUAUGAGUGUACAUUUUGAGCUUGGUGUCACAGAAAAAUGUAAGAACUAUCCUACAAAUAAAACCUGUACAGGGAUUUGCCUUACUGGUAUUCAUACAGAGUAACUCUGGCAAGUGGCAAUGGAGCAUUUGAAACACAUGAAGACCUUAUUUACUAGUUUUCGCUUUUGUAAUUAAUUAUUUAGACCUUUUGGUCAGGAUAAUUGCUGCACAAUAAAAGAAAGCAACGGCC
Messenger RNA from Oncorhynchus masou masou (cherry salmon), 3332 nucleotides. RefSeq names its product dual specificity mitogen-activated protein kinase kinase 4-like. NCBI's taxonomy places the organism in Eukaryota, Metazoa, Chordata, Actinopteri, Salmoniformes, Salmonidae. The transcript has 13 exons. Bases 405 to 1700 code for a protein of 431 amino acids. The record is from RefSeq and is a predicted model, not a curated record. Gene Ontology annotation, molecular function: ATP binding; JUN kinase kinase activity. Gene Ontology annotation, biological process: protein phosphorylation; MAPK cascade.